CAAGGCGGAAGCGACGCCGGCGCGGAACUCGCUCGGCCGCAGCCAUGGCUGCGGGUGUCCCCUGUGCUCUGGUCACCAGCUGCUCCGCCACCUUCACCGGGGACCGGCUGGUGCAACAUAUCCUCGGAACAGAAGAUGCUGGUGUGGAAGCAACUUGCGGUGACACGGUGCGGUUUUACCCCUGGACCAUUGAUAACAAGUACUAUUCAGCGGAGGUCAAUCUGUGCGUGGUGCCCAGCAAGUUCCUGGUCACUGCCGAGAUCGCCGAGUCGGUGCAGGCGCUCGUGGUUUACUUUGACAGCACACAGAAAUCGGGUCUUGACAGUGUCUCCUCAUGGCUUCCCCUGGCAGAAGCGUGGUUACCUGAGGUGAUGAUCCUGGUCUGUGACAGGGUGUGUGAAGCUGGAAUAAACCGACAGAAGGCUCAAGAGUGGUGCAUCAAGCACGGCUUCGAGCUGGUGGAGCUCAACCCCGAGGAGCUGCCCGAGGAGGACGAUGACUUCCCUGAAUCUACAGGCGUAAAGCGGAUUGUCCAAGCAUUGAAUGCCAAUGUCUGGUCCAAUGUCGUGAUGAAGAAUGGUGAGUAACUGGAUGUUGUCGUUUUUACCUUGU
Messenger RNA from Peromyscus eremicus (cactus mouse), 612 nucleotides. It is a transcript of the gene Aagab, whose product is annotated as alpha and gamma adaptin binding protein. The record is from RefSeq and is a predicted model, not a curated record. Lineage: Eukaryota; Metazoa; Chordata; Mammalia; Rodentia; Cricetidae. Bases 45 to 587 code for a protein of 180 amino acids. The transcript has 5 exons.